Messenger RNA from Talaromyces stipitatus ATCC 10500, 3743 nucleotides. RefSeq names its product microtubule binding protein HOOK3, putative. Gene Ontology annotation, cellular component: centrosome; cytoplasm. NCBI's taxonomy places the organism in Eukaryota, Fungi, Ascomycota, Eurotiomycetes, Eurotiales, Trichocomaceae. The record is from RefSeq and is a predicted model, not a curated record. Gene Ontology annotation, molecular function: dynein light intermediate chain binding; microtubule binding. Bases 1 to 2340 code for a protein of 779 amino acids. Gene Ontology annotation, biological process: cytoskeleton-dependent intracellular transport; cytoplasmic microtubule organization. The transcript is spliced from 7 exons.
AUGACCUCCGAACACACCGUCGCCAAAGUCCUCCUCGAAUGGAUAAACAGUUUCUCCCUCGGCAAAACAAUCCGAGACACCGAAGAACUCAGCGACGGCAUCAUUCUUUGGGAAAUUCUACAAGAUAUCGACCCUCAAUAUUUCCUCGACGAACUCCCCGAACGCAACCCGUCCGACCACUGGGUUACAAAAUGGCAGAACCUCAAACACCUCCACAAACUCCUGACGGGGUACAUUCGGAAACAGUUCGAUGAUGAGAUCCCUUCCGGAUUGGAUCCAUCGCCGGAUUUGAAAGCUAUUUCCGAGUCAAAUUCGUUAAAGGAGACGAACAAGUUGCUGAAGUUACUCCUGAUUGCGGCUAUUAGCUCACCCAACGCCGAGACGUAUGUGACAACGCUGCAAAAGUUGAGUACGCCGACUCAAGAGGGACUCAAGAAUAUAAUUGAGGAAGCUCAUAAUUCGCAACAUGAGGAUCUGUCGGCGGACGAGGAGGAUGGAGAUGGCGCUCCGAAGCGUGACCUCGCAGUCGACCCGGAAUUACAAUUUGAGGAGAGAGUAGGCAAGGUCUUGGCGGAGAAUGAUCGGUUGGCCACUGAAAAGAAAGAAAUGGAAAAAGCAUUGGAGGAUUUGCAUAAUCGUCUAGCUCGCUUGCAGGAGAACAAUGAUACUCUUCAAACCCGACUUGCGUCAACUGAGGAUCGAUUGGUGACGUUGAAAUCGGGCAAAGGAGACGUAGGAUUUAGUGCAAAGGCUCUGGAAAGCAGAUCACGACAGCAAGAGGAGCUGAUUGCCAACCAAGAAGCGAAAUUAUCAGCUGCACAAGAUGAAAUCGAUAGUCUCAAAAUGUCACUGGAAUCUAUGCGGGUCAAGACACAACGAUUCCAGAAAUUACAGGAUGACUACGACGAGAUGAAAACUGAGAGAGACCAGCUGAUUCGCAAGGCAAAUGCAGCAGAGAAAUAUCGCCAGAAACUGCAAGCAAGCCAGGACUUUGAGAAGGAGAACCAAACAUUGAAAAAUCAGGUCAAGGAUCUUCAACAACAACUGAAAGAAGCCGAUUCGAACCAGAAGCGGUCCUCGGAACGUGAUGUGGAGCUUGAAGAGUAUAGACGCGUGUUGCCGCGCAUCGAGCAGGAUCGUCAUGAAAUUCAGAGUUUGAAGAAGCAGUUGGAAUUCAAUAAUCAUGCUUUGACUGAGCGCCUUCAGGGCGCGGAAGAGCAACGGGAUAGAGACGAGGCGUUGAUUAGUGAAUUGCGUGAACGGAUUCGAGAACUAGAAGGUUCGACUGAUAGUCCUUCUUAUACACCUGGAAAUGCAUCUCCUAGGUUGCAAAGUACUUUGCAGAAGGAUCUUGACGAUAUUGGGGCAAGGGAAACUCAGCUGAAAUCGGAGAAUGAAGAAUUGAGGAAGGAAGUCAAUAAAUUGAAAAUGACCAACACGCUCGGAUCAAGUCUCGAGGGAUAUUCCGAGAAUCUUAUCUUGACAGCACAACUGGCCCAAGCAAAGUCUUCACAGAGUGACGAGUACUGGAAACUCUACGAUCAAUAUGCAGAGAUUCGCCAAAAGUUGGCCGACGCAGAAGAUCUAAUCGAUGCCACCAAGAGACAACUCGACGAUGCCCGAGCAGAGCUACAACUCGUCGACAAAGAAAAACUCGACAUGAUAACCGAAGUCAAAGACUCCAAUUCAGGCGAAAUCACCAAAAUCCGCGAAGAAUGGGACCAACUAACGCGCAAAAUCCACCAUCUCGAAGCCGAAAUCGACGUCUCUCAAGCCCUUGUCCGAGACAUGUGUGUUGAGCGGAAUGAAUUACGCGCUUGCCUUGAAGAGAAGCAGGCAGCCAUGCGCGCUGAAGACGAGGACUUCAUAAAGGAGAUUGAGACGUUGUUGGCUGAGUUUGCGGCGAGAGCAAAGACGGAGAAUCCGGAUGCGCCUGAGAAAUCAGGUAUUGAGUUGUUGAAGCAUUUUGCGGACGUGACGGAGAAGAGCGCAGAGACACUCGCGAAGAGGGCUGAACAUAUCGAUCAACAAAACGAUCUCAUCAAGUCACUGCAAGAACAAAUCAGACAUAUCGAAGAAGCCAGGGGUGAUCAAGACGAUGAUAGCAUUCCCAAACAACGCGAGCUCGAACUCCAAGAAAUCAUCAACCGCCAAUCUCGCGAAAUGGCUCUGAUCUGUUCGGCAUGGUACGACCUCCAGGGCCGCCUACAACAUAGCAACAUUACCGUUGCGCGAUACCGACAUACUGCCACUGGUGCAGGAGGGGGUAGUGCAGAUAUGCAAAAGGGAUGGCUCGCGAAGCAGAGGAAUCUUGUAUCUGUGGCGAGUUUUGGUAGAUAAGUCUGUAAAAAAGGAACGGGGGAACUUGCUGUAAGUUGUUUCACUUAGUCAUAUAACCUAGACUGCUUUUUAAUAUUCUUGUCAUUUUCUGUCACCUAUUCACUUCAUGUCAUAUUUCCUAGACUUCAGCAUACAUAGGGGUUUUAUACCAGUCUUUCGUUUGCAUUACUUUUAUCGGUGCAUCAUUCGCUGUAUCAUCAUUUCUUUGCAUUCUCUAUUAUUGUACAUGUUUUCUAAAUAGAAGCAUAAUUGGUAGAUCUUGUACAAUCAACACAACUUUUCAUAUUAUAUACAUAUAACCAAAACAAAACGUCUAGACAACCACUCAAACCCACUGUCUAGAAUGCUUCAACACAUCCAACAACUCCCUCUGUCUCUUAACCUCCUCCGUCUCCUCCACACCAUCCUCCGACUGAGUCGAAGCACCCUCCGUCCUCGUCCCCGAGACAGAAUCCAUAUAAACCCAGCUCGCGGUACGAGGCAGACUCAUCAGGAUACUCUCAACCCUCGCAUUGGGCGUCCUAAGCCCAAAACUCGUGCCACGAUCAUACACCAGAUUAAACUCAACAUAUCGGCCCCGCCGGAGUUGUUGCCAUUCUUUCUGUUCGGGGGUAAAAGGUGUAUCCUUUCGGCGUUCCAGGAUGGGGACGUAGGAAGGUAGAAACGAACCUAGAGCGUCACUCACGAAAGAGAAUAACGUUUCCUGCGGAUUUUGCGAAGACGAUGAUGAGCUCUGCAAGAAAUGGGCGUCGAGAUCAUCAAAGAAGAUACCGCCUAUACCUCUCGCUUCAUUGCGGUGCGGGAGAUAAAAGUAUUUAUCGCACCACGUCUUGAAUCGAGGGUAAUAUGUACUAUCAUGCCUAUCACAGACAUCCUUGAUUGUCUGAUGGAAAUGCUUGCAGUCCUCCGGAUAAAGAUACGAAGGCGUCAAAUCAGUUCCACCUCCAAACCACCAAUUCUUAUCCCCAUUAACCGGAUCUUUCGGGUCUGAGGUUUCAAAGUACCGAUAAUUCAAAUGCACCGUCGGAGCAUGCGGAUUAUGCGGAUGCAACACGAGCGACAGUCCAGCAGCGAAGAAACUCAGUGAAUCCACAUUUGCACCGACAAAGGACUUGUGAUCUGCGCGCAUUUUCUCAAUGGCUGGGCGUGGUAAUUCGCCAUACACAACCGACACAUUGACACCGGCUUUUUCAAAGACGUUGCCGUCCUGGAGGACGCAGGAUAUACCGCCUCCGCCGUUGGGACGGGUCCAUGUAUCGGCUUGAAAGGGUUUGCCGUCGAUUCUGCUGAGUUCGUCUGUGAUUUUCUUUUGGUGUUCUUUGAUCAAUUUCUCCAUUCGUAGGCGCAUCGGGGAGUCGUCGGUGACGGGGGAUUUUUCUUUGAGCGCUUUAUCUAUUUCGGCG